CACGUUUCUUUUGUUAUAAUCUGAUGCAUGUGUCUUCAACAUCUAAAUGUACAAUCCUUCUUUUGGCCCUUAUUAAUCUUUUUCUCUCUACCGCCAACAUUGGUUUCUUGAUUCUAUGGUUUAAAAAAUCAUUAAAGUCAAUUGUGUGUGUGUGAGUACAACCGCAUCGCAACUAAAAUUAACAACAAAAACCGCAACCGAUAAACCGCAACCGCAAUAAAAACCAAUGGUGAGGUUUUCUGUUUUACAAAAACCGCACAUUUGUUGUGCGGUGCGGUUUUUAGUUUUCAAAAACCGCACCACACCGCAUAUAUUAUAUACAAUUUUUUUUAUUAAUUAUUAAUAUAUAUUAAAUAUUAAAAAUAAAAUAAGUUUCAUGGAUGAAAGCAAGAUAAAAUUUUAGAAGACAAAAGUGUUGGUUUCUGUUAUGUUUAAUUUUAGAAAAUGUUUGAACUCUUAAAAUCGUUUGAAUUCUAAAUUGCGGUUAAAAACCACACAAAUAACCACAUCAAAUCUAUGCGGUUAAUAACCGAAACUCAAAAAAAAAAAAAAAAAAAAAAACCGCACCGCACCGCAAAAAUUAUCGCAUCGAAACGCACCGCGCUCACCCCUAAAAGAAAGAUAAAAUUUUAAAAGAAACAUAAAAAUAAAUAUAAUUUUAUGUCCAUAAUUUUAUAUUUAUUUUUAUGUUUAAAAUGAGCGGUUUAAUUAGUUUGUUUUGAAAUGAAAUAGUUUCAAUAUAUUUGUUAUUAUCUUAAAUAGUAUAAAGAUUAAUUGUUAAAAAUAAUUUGUUGAAUAAAAGGCUUGGGUUGUGAAGGACGUAUUAUAAAACUGAAAUCAGGUUGUUGUUAAUGAUUACACAUGUGGACGAGAGAACAUAAUUUUUGAAUGAAAGGUGGUGUGGAGUUGCCGAUUUUUAUACACUAACGGUAUAUACUAUAUACUUUUGAGGAAAAGACAAAAAGUCAAUAUGGAUUUUGAACUAAAAAAUAAGUUGAAUUUAGAGAGGAUAGUUGACCUUACUAUUGGGUCCGUAUAUAAAAAGGUAACGUGUAUAUAUAUGAUAGUUUGGAUAUUAAAAAAACGAGUGGCAUGGAAAAUACGUAAAAUAUAUCUGGAAUUUACCUCUUUUUGGUUGAUCUGCCUCUAUAUAAACCCCAUCACCCUUUUGCCCUCCCACUAAAAGGCUCUUCUUCUCCAGCAACACCAAGCAUCCUACAUCCGAUAUUCUCCCUUCAUUAACCCAAUAAACCAAACAAAAUCAGAGAGAGAGAGAUAGAGAGGUGUAUUAAAUAUUAAUGAAGCUUUUCACUACUAUUUUUUAUUUAAUUAUGUUUCUAGCUUCUCUUUUAUCAUACUGUUUAUUCAAAAAAGAUAAAAGGAGGCACAAGCAAACAGCCAGGCUUCCUCCAGGUUCAAUGGGGUGGCCUUGCAUUGGUGAAACUCUCCAAAUGUAUUCACAAGACCCCAAUAUAUUUUUCGCCUCAAAGCAGAAAAGGUAUGGAGAUAUAUUCAAAACCCGAAUACUUGGGUACCCUUGUGUCAUGCUAGCAAGCCCUGAAGCAGCUCGUUUUGUGCUAGUGACUCACCCUCACUUAUUCAAACCCACAUACCCAAAAAGUAAAGAAAACUUAAUCGGACCUUCAGCCCUGUUUUUUCAUCAGGGGAAUUAUCAUGCUCGCAUGAGAAAGUUAGUUCAAACCUCAUUUUCUCCAGAAGCAUCUAGAAAGUUGAUCAAGGAUAUUGAAAAUAUCGCCAUUUCUAGCCUUGAAUCAUGGUCAAACGGUCAAGUCAUUAACACCUUCCUCCAGAUGAAAAAGUUUGCUUUUGAGGUAGGAGUUUUGUCAAUCUUUGGUCAGUUGGAGAAGAAAUAUACACAAGAGUUGAAGGAGAAUUAUAGCAUAUUAGAAAAAGGUUACAAUUGUUUCCCAACAAGCCUUCCAGGAACCGCAUAUCAUAAAGCUUUAAUGGCAAGAAGAAGACUGAAUCGGAUUAUUGGUGAGAUUGUCCAAGAAAGGAAGGAGAAGAAAUGGGUAGCAAGCAAUCUCUUGGGACAACUCUUGAACUUCAGGGACGAAAUGGGAAAUACAUUAAGUGAUGAACAAAUAGCAGAUAAUAUUAUCGGGGUACUUUUUGCAGCUCAAGAUACAACUGCUAGUGUCCUAACAUGGAUACUCAAAUAUCUUCACGAUGAUCCAAAACUUCUAGAUUUUGUUAAGAAUGAGAAUGAACUUACUGAAGAAUUUCUACUGGUGGAAUACAUAAUGGCAGGCAGAGCAGAAGGCACUAUGUGAAUCUGAAAAUGGAGAGGAACGGGGGUUGACUUGGUCAAAGACAAGACAAAUGCCUCUAACAUAUAGAGUAAUACUAGAGACUCUGAGGAAGGCAAGUAUUAUAUCUUUUACUUUUAGGGAGGCGACAGUUGAUGUUGAAUACGAAGGAUAUCUUAUCCCAAAAGGUUGGAAAGUGAUGCCGUUGUUCCGGAACAUUCAUCACAAUCCUGAAUUUUUCACGGAUCCUGGAAUAUUUGAUCCCUUUAGAUUUGAGAAUCCUCCAAAACCUAAUACAUACAUGCCAUUUGGCAAUGGAAUACAUGCAUGUCCAGGAAAUGAACUUGCAAAAGUUGAGAUGCUUGUUUUACUUCACCACAUGCUUACAAAGUAUAGAUGGGAAUUGGUGGGUUCAACAAACUUUAUACAGUAUAGUCCAUUUCCAAUUCCAGAACACGGGCUUCAAGCUAGAUUCAAGAAAGAAAUUUGACAGUUAAUAAUGUCUAGUGCAUACUGCAUGCCCUACUUUUUUACAGGGCUUAGCUACAUGUAUUUAAUACUUUCUGUAUAUCACAUUUGUA
Messenger RNA from Lactuca virosa, 2851 nucleotides. The record is from the annotation of a GenBank genome assembly. NCBI's taxonomy places the organism in Eukaryota, Viridiplantae, Streptophyta, Magnoliopsida, Asterales, Asteraceae.